CUUAAAGUUGUUGCAAGCAGUGCCAAGCACACUCACGCCUAGACCCUAGUAACGAAUCAUUCCAGGUUCCUUCCGUUUCUCUUAAUUGUACCCCUCCACUUUCCGGUCCAAUUGCGAAUCGUCCGGGGUUCGUGGACCUCGUGGUUUCCAGUUGCAGCCUUCAUCGCGAUUGCCAACCUCUUUGCGUAAUACAUAAGAACAUCGCCUCUCCCUCUUCUUUUCAUUUCUUUGUUUUAUUUUCACACAACUCCUUUUCAACCUACAAAACAACUCAUUAAUACGACUCUAUUCUCACUUCAUUGAGAUACAAUAAAAACACAAUAAAUACACACUACCUCAUCUCCAUCCCCCUUUUACAAUACUAUAUACUCAUUACCAUCUACAAACGCAACGAUGGCUAAGAAGGCUGUUCACUUCGGAUCCGGCAACAUUGGCCGGGGCUUCGUUGCCUGCUUCUUGCAUGAAUCCGGCUACGAGGUCAUCUUCGCCGACGUUGUAGACAAGCUCGUCGACUCAUUAAACUCUACUCCCGUUUACCAUGUCAUUGAACGUGGCGUCGAAGGCACGGUCACGAAGACGAUAACCAACUACCGUGCCAUCAACUCUAAAUACAACGAGGCCGAACUAGUCGAUGAGAUUGCAUCUGCUGAUGUCGUCACCUGCUCCGUUGGCCCCAACAUUCUCAAGUUCAUCGCCCCAGUCAUCGCGAAGGGUAUUGACAAGCGUUCGAAUGACGCCAAGCCUCUGGCUAUCAUUGCCUGCGAGAACAUGAUCGGUGCCACAGAUACCCUGGCCGGCUAUAUCAAGGAUCCCAAGAACACUCCCGAACAUCGCCUUGAGGACCACCACGAGCGUGCUGCAUAUGCCAAUUCUGCCAUUGACCGAAUCGUUCCCGCACAAGACCCCAACGCCGGCUUGGAUGUCACCUUGGAGAAGUUCUACGAGUGGGUUGUGGAGGCGACACCCUUUCGACCUAGCGAAAACACGGCCGAUAAUGUUGAGAGGCCGUCAAUUGAUGGCAUAAAGUGGGUGGACAACCUACUCCCCUUUAUCGAGCGCAAGCUUUUUACCGUCAACACUUCGCACGCCACUGCCGCAUACUUCGGAUACAACAGACAGAAGCAGACUGUCGACGAUGCUAUGCGUGACAAGGACAUCAAGAACCAGGUCUCGGCUGCUAUCGGCGAGACGGCCAAGCUUAUUGUCGAGAAGCACGGCAUCUCGACAGAAGAGCAAGAUGCAUACAAGAAGAAGAUCAUUGACCGAAUCAGCAACCCUCACUUGGCAGAUGCUGUCGAGCGUGUCGGCCGCGCUCCUCUGAGGAAGCUUGGGCGCAAGGAGCGCUUCAUCGGACCCGCUGCCGAGCUGGCCGAAAUGGGCCACGAUACACCUGCCUUAUUAGCCGCUGCAGAGAUGGCUUUCCGCUUCCAAAAUGUGGAAGGUGAUGAUGAAAGCAAGGAGCUCGCUAAAAUCAUGGCCGAGAACAGUGCUGAAGAUGUAGUGGCUAAGGUGUGUGGCCUACAGAAAUCAGAGAAGCUGUAUCCCAAGGUGGUCGAGAUUGUGCAGAAGGUCCAGGCAGACAGCCAGGACUAAGCGGGUUGAUUGUUUAUAUACCACUAUGCGACUGCUUUUAUUUCUCGGCCUGCAUUUCAGAUGAUUUUACAGCAUGGGAGCAUUCGGCAGGCACAGGGAAAUGGCAGGGAAUAGAGGCGUUUCAUGUAUGAUACGGGUCAGAACUGAAGGCAACAAGAACGCUUUACGAUAGCCACAUGAGAUCAAUGCCACUGGAAGAUAAAGAGGCUACCAUACGCGUUGCGUUCUUAGAAGAGAUUAGGUAACUAUCUGCUGAAAUCAAGCCUAGAAGAUGCCUCGAUAAGAUAUAUUUUCAAUUAACUGAAAGAAUAUCAAUUUAUUAUUAUUUAAGAA
This is a messenger RNA of Hypoxylon fragiforme, 1926 nucleotides long. Its product is annotated as mannitol dehydrogenase domain-containing protein. Lineage: Eukaryota; Fungi; Ascomycota; Sordariomycetes; Xylariales; Hypoxylaceae. Gene Ontology annotation, molecular function: mannitol-1-phosphate 5-dehydrogenase activity. Gene Ontology annotation, biological process: mannitol catabolic process. The transcript has a single exon. The record is from RefSeq and is a predicted model, not a curated record. Bases 394 to 1593 code for a protein of 399 amino acids. Gene Ontology annotation, cellular component: cytosol.